Messenger RNA from Cavia porcellus (domestic guinea pig), 7423 nucleotides. RefSeq names its product leucine rich repeat containing 9 (gene Lrrc9). The transcript has 33 exons. Gene Ontology annotation, molecular function: protein binding. The record is from RefSeq and is a predicted model, not a curated record. Bases 206 to 4690 code for a protein of 1494 amino acids. NCBI's taxonomy places the organism in Eukaryota, Metazoa, Chordata, Mammalia, Rodentia, Caviidae.
ACGCGGGUCUCCCGCGGCUUCUCCCCUCCCUUAUUGCCUCUGCGCCCUAGGCCGAGGUCGUGGGGGGCGGAGCGCUGCUUUUCUAGGCAACCGCCUUCUGUGUUUGGUACACUGCAGGCCUUAGGCUAGGGUGGACCGGUCUUGAAUUGCUCAGAAUCCUCCCUGUCUCCAUACGAUAUAUUAUUAUGAUCACUGUUUUUAGAAGAUGACUGAAAGUGAAAACCUAAGCCAAGAAGAAAUAAUUAAAGAACUGUGUAUGUGCAAUGGAUUAUCUUAUGAGAUGGUCAAACAAGAAGGAUCAGAUGCUUCAAAACUGGAGAUGUUUUUUUCAGGAUAUCCCUGUAUAGUUGGAUUAUCAUUGUUUCCUAGUUUAACAAGUCUUACAAUUGUUGCUCAAGACAUAAAAGAAAUUUCAGGACUAGAAACUUGUUUGCAGCUUAAAGAACUUUGGAUUGCUGAGUGUUACAUAGAGAAAAUCAGAGGUCUUGAAGAAUGUAGAAAUUUGAAAAAACUAUAUUUAUAUUAUAAUAAAAUUUCUAAAAUUGAAAAUUUGGAGAAAUUAACCAGAUUGGAGGUUCUUUGGCUGAACCACAAUACAAUUAAAAAUAUUGAGGGUUUGCAGACUUUGAAGAAUUUAAAAGAUCUCAACCUUGCAGGAAAUCUGAUAAGCAGCAUUGGUCGAUGUCUUGAUGCCAAUGAACAGUUGGAAAGAUUAAACCUUUCUGGUAAUCAAAUAAGUUCUUUCAAGGACCUCACUAACUUAACCAGGCUGCCUUCCUUAAAAGACUUGUGUUUGAAUGAUUCUCAGUAUAAAACCAACCCGGUUUGUCAGCUGUGCAACUAUUCCACACAUGUGUUAUAUCACUUGCCUUGCCUUGAGAGAUUGGACACUUUCGAUGUGUCAGCAAAGCAAAUCAAGGAACUGGCAGAUACCACAGCAAUGAAAAAAAUAAUGUAUUACAAUAUGCGUAUAAAAACUGUUCAAAGGCAUCUUAAUGAAGACCUUGAAAAAUUAAAUGACAGAAAAUGCAAAUUACAGAAGUUGCCAGAAGAACAAAUAAAGUUACUCAGCUUUGUGAAAAAAAAUUUGGAACGGGAACUGACUGAACUCAAGGGAUCUGGCAAAGGACACAGUGACAGAUCCAACAACAGUAAAGCAACUGAGGUUGAAAAGUCAAAGAGUGGUGAAACUGUCACAGAAGAACUGAGACUUCAGCAGAAGAUAAUGAUCAAAUUAAAUGCCCUAAAUGAAAGGGUAACAUUCUGGAACAAAAAACUAGAUGAAAUUGAAGAAAUUUAUCAAAUUGACGUAAAGCAAAAGAAGAAAAGUCAUGGCUUAUUGAUCCCAUUUUUACUGAUUGAAUUGGAAACUGUGGGAAAUAUUCAUUUUGAACAAGGCACUAGAUCUGAUGACUGGUAUAAUUCCUGUUAUGAAUUAAUUCUAUCACGUUUCUGUACUUGGGACUUCAGAGCAUACGGUAUUACAGGAGUAAAAGUAAAACGUGUCAUUAAAGUUAACAAUCGUAUUCUGAGACUAAAAUUUGAAGAGAAGUUUCAAAAGUUUUUGUGUGAUGAAGAUAUGCAUGAUUCAGAGAGCUAUCGCAAGAUGAUGGACUGCCUUUUUUAUGUUUUUGAUCCUGAAGUUACAGUGAAAAAAAAGCAUCUGCUACAGAUACUUGAAAGAGGAUUCAAAGAGAGCAAAACAAGCAAGUUGCCUCUCAGAAAAGAAGCCGUUAUCCUUACUAACAGCCUAAGCAUGUGUGAGUGUCCCCGAAUUGAGUUUCUGCAGCAAAAACACAAGAGUGAGAAGAAAAACUCUUUUGACCAUGAGCUCUUCCGACACGGCAUCCUCCUCAUUACAAAGGUUUUUCUUGGCCGGAGUGUUCAAGCUCAUGAACAGGAAUCUAUCAAUCAAGCCAACUAUCCCACGGUUAAUUCAGUGUUCAUUCCUCAGAAAUAUUUACAAAGUUCUAUCGUGGGACAAACAAAUUGUGAUUGUGGCUUUCGGCAGUGCAAGUGGUUUGUCUUUGACCAUGACCUGGUUUUGCCAGAAUACAUCGUUGAAUUUGAGUACAUUACGGUGGUCAAGGCCCACUCUUUGUUUUCUACAUUCAACAAUAUCAUCAUAGAAGAAAACAAAAACUAUUCAGAAGGAUCAGUGUUAUCCCAGGAUUUGACAUUCGAUGAUGAAGUCAUGAAAAUGGAGCCCAGGAUUAAGCCCCGACCAAGGCUUCUUAGUUUGGAUGAUAAAACAAUACUUUCCCUUGCCAAGACUAAUGCUUACACUCAAAUUGUGAGUCUCAAUCUACAUGGCAACAGUUUGAGUAAACUAAGAGAUCUAUCCAAAUUAACAGGACUUCAGAGACUGAGCAUCAGCUUUAAUGAACUGACUUGUUUAGAUGAUGUAUAUCACCUGUAUAACCUUGAAUAUUUGGAUGCAAGCCAUAACCAUGUGAUCACCCUUGAGGGAUUUAGAGGUCUGAUGAAACUGAAGCACUUAGACUUGAGCUGGAAUCAAUUGAAAAAAUCUGGGGAUGAAAUAAAUGUGUUAUGCAAACAUACCACAAGCCUUCACACCCUUAAUAUUCAACAUAAUCCGUGGCAGAAGCCAGCCACAUUGAGGCUGAGUGUUAUUGGCAGAUUAAAGACCCUUACACAUUUAGAUGGAGUCCUCAUCUCUGAAGAAGAAAUGACUGCAGCUUUAAAAUUUAUUGCUGGAACAAAGAUCACUCAGUCAUGUAUUUUACGACACUCUAGCACUAAAGAGGAGAGACCACGGAUGCUAAGCAUAUGGCCUUCUGCCAAAAUUCUGACACAGAUCUCAAAAUUAGGACCUUACUUACAUCUGAGUGGAAACUUGUACUUGAAGAUAACUGCCUUAAAUUUAGAUGGACAGCAUCUCUUUGAAAUAAAAAACUUAGAAAAAUUGGAAAAUUUGAAGUGGGCAUCAUUCAGCAAUAAUAAUCUGACUAAAAUGGAGGGCCUGGAAUCCUGUACCAACUUGGAAGAGCUCACACUCGAUGGAAACUGCAUCUCAAAGAUCGAAGGCAUUUCCAAGCUGACUAAAUUAACUCGCCUCAGCAUAAAUAACAACCUUCUGACGGGUCUGGAAAAGCAUACUUUUGAUAACAUGCUGCAUCUUCACUUCCUUUCUCUGGAUAACAACAGAAUUACUUCACUGAGUGGUUUACAAAAAACCUUUACCCUAAUUGAAUUAUACAUCAGCAAUAACUAUAUUGCUAUCAAUCAGGAGAUCUACAAUUUAAAGGGUUUAUGCAACUUGGUCAUUUUAGACAUACACGGGAACGUUAUUGUAUGGAAUCAAGAAAACUACCGGCUGUUUGUAAUAUAUCAUCUUCCAGAACUGAAAGCUUUGGAUGGAAUCUCAAUUGAAACACCAGAGACUGAGAAUGCGAAAGAUUUGUUUGGUGGCCGGCUAACCUCUGAUAUGAUUGUAGAAAGACAAGGGCAUUCAAACUUUACCCAAAUGCAAGAACUUAAUUGGACUUCCUCAUCCCUCAGAACCGUGGAUUUGAUUCCAGUUGACCAAUUUAGAAAUGUGUGUAAUGUGAAUCUGCAGAACAAUAAUCUUACCUCAUUCAGUGGACUAAUCUAUCUGCCGAAUGUGAAAGUCUUAUGUCUCAACUAUAAUCAUAUUGAAUCAAUCAUGCCUAGACUAAAGCCUCAGACUCACUUGACAAACAGACAGAUGCUCUACCAGAAAGUGUCUUCAAGCGGCUAUGGACAGCAAGCCACUUCAAAAACAAACAGAGAUACAAUGAGCAGUGAAAAUUUGCCUCCAAUAAUGCACAGUUUAGAAGUUCUUCAUCUGGGCUACAAUGGAAUUUGUAACUUAAUCCAGCUACAACUUAAUAGGCUAAGAAAUUUAAAAUUUCUUUUUCUACAGGGGAAUGAAAUCAGUCAAGUUGAAGGGCUGGACAACUUGGUGGUCCUUCAGGAACUGGUGGUAGACCAUAACCGCAUCAGAGCAUUUAACGACAGUGCUUUUUCCAAACCAAGUUCUCUGUUGUCACUUCACCUGGAGGAAAACAGAUUACGAGAGCUGAGCAAACUGCAACCUUUGGCAAAACUAGAGAAACUCUUCCUAGGAUAUAAUAAAAUCCAGGAUAUGGCAGAACUGGAAAAACUUGAUGUUAUCGUUUCUCUCAGAGAGCUUACAGUUUAUGGCAAUCCAAUUUGUAGAAAAAUUCUACAUCGCCAUGUGCUCAUAUUUCGACUGCCUAACUUACAGAUGUUAGAUGGGAUUCCGAUAAAUUCAGAUGAUAGAGCAAAAGCGGAAUUUCACUUUUCUGAACUACAAGCAAAGAAAAACUUGUUGAUUCCUGUGACCAGCUCUCCCAUGGAUGGUGGCUCAUUUUGCCAAGUGAAAGCACCUCCCGUGAAGAUAACAAAUCUGAUUCUACCUGCUGGCCUCAGCCAUUACUUGGGACCUGACUUCUCCUUGACUCCUGAAGUUGAAGACAAAAGAAACAGGAAUACAGGAAUUCUGUCAAAUAAUUCUCGGAACAUUCAUGCAGAAAUUGCCUUUCGUCAUAUGAGAGGAGUAAAUCUUUCUCCAACUCCUUUACCACAUCAGAGUAUUGUAUCUCCGACUGCCCCAAUGUGCCAGAGCAACCACAAGGAGGACAGAAUUCCUGGAAGCAACUUUUCAAGAUCAAAUCAUACAUAACUGCCUAAAGAAAAAUGAGUAUAUACCAGAAAACCUGUUUCUUUUUGUAGCUGUAUGAAAACUAGCAGACAGUAGUCAGUAAAAAAAAAGAUAAUCAUGUUACUUAUGUUAUUGAAACACUUCCAAAUGAAGACAAUUUAUCACUCUCGAAGAAUUUAAGAUCACCCUCUUUCAAACUUUAUGAUCAUCUCAAUCAUUUGCUUGAAUUUCUAUACUAAAAGAUCAUGAAUUAUUAAAGUAUACAACAAUAUGAAAGAUAAAAAUGGUAUCAAAGUCUAGAGAAUCAAAUGCUUCAUUCUGGUAUUGGAAGAAUUUAGUUAUAAAAUAACAUUUAUGGCCUGUUAUAUGAAGAUAUUAAGAAGUGGUAAUUUUAAGAAAUAAGCAUGCUUUCAUUUGUAUAAUUAUCUCUUCAUUUGAAAUUACAUCAAACUAAAGCAUACAUUUCUUACCAAACGCAGUUAUUACUAAGCAGCGUAUUUUGCUAAUUGAGUUUGCUACAAAAAAUAUAAUUCCAAAAACCUGUCUUCAAACCAGUUUUACCCUCAAAUGUUACACAUCAGUGCUAGUCCCUAAACAUGAGUAUGGUGUGACCAGUUACAUUUCAUAUACAAAUUAUUAACUGUGCCUAUAUUAAUACAGUUCAAGUGGAAAAGAAUAGAGGUUCAAACUGAGGGAACAGUAUGGACUGUUAAUAAUUAUAUUCCAUUGGAAAUAAUUUUUCUAAAUUAUUACAUUGCCUAGACUAUAAUAUAUCAAAUAUAGUUUGGGAUUAGCUUAUUAAAUAUAGUUUUUAAAUUGAUGACUAAAAUGCCUGCAGGUUUUUUAUAAAUGGACUCUGUGUUUCAGAAAGUGUUCCCUUCUGAAGUAUUCAACAGUGAAUCUAGUUUUUAUAACUAUUUCUUUACAUAGCAGUAAAUUUUUUAUGAGAAUGUUUGACUUUAAAAUUUACCUGAAAAUAGUUUCAAAGACAUUAUAGAAAUGACAUAAUUCCAAUGUAUAUGCAAUAAUUUUUCUUCUUUAAAUGUUGUACUUAUAAUUUAAUCAUGUAAUAUUUUUAAAUUUAGAUAAAUUUUGCAGUUCUUAAAGUGUCGUUUUAAAUAACUGUUAAAUUCAUGUGGAAAUAAGGUCCUUUGUUUAAGAAAAACUGUAAUUCUUAAAAUGUCCAGAAGAUGUCGUCAUUGCCUUUUAGUUUUGACAAUUGCUUUCAUCAGUGCUGUGUCCAUAAGUAUACUUUUAUUACUAAAUUAGCAUCACCUGUUUUUUCUUUUAUGAUUAUUUAUAAAACUGAAGUCUUGCAUGUAUUACUUUUAUAAUUAAAUUAUAAUUUUAUAAUUUCCUAACUUUAAAUACUAAAGUAGGCAAAAUAAAUGUAAUAGGUUAUCACUGGAGAAAGUUCAAGAAUAAAAAGUUAAAAAAGUAGAAAAGCCACAAAUUACAGCAUAUUUGUUUAACAUUUUGCAUAUUUUCUUUUAUCCCCAUGGAUUUUUAAUUUUUAAUUUUUACAUUCGAGUUCUUUCAUGUGAUUUUCAUGUUCACAUUAGAUUUUGAGCUAUAAUUGCUAUAUUUUCUAAAUUUUAAUUACAUCUGAAUUUAUUCUUGAAAGUUAAAUCUUUUUAAUACACAACUUAAUGGUAAAACUAAUAAUAAACAUGUACUUAGGCACUGCUUGGUGAGGAUAAAAUACAGAUAGAGAUCUACCUUCAAGGCCCUUCUCAGACAGAAUUGACUUCAUUUAAAAAAGUGAGGGGAUAAUGCUAACAUGAAUUGGUGGAGCAGUUCUGAUUUUUUUUCUGCAUAGCAUCAGGUGUCACUGACACAAUGUAUGACUCCACUGAAAAUAUCUAGAUAGGUCAAGAUAGGGUUACAUGCAACUUGUAAGGCAAUAGCUACAAGUCCAGCCCUUUCCUAUUGAACAGAACAAAUGAGAAAUGCCAUUGAAUGUGAAUGGUGUUUUUAUAGGAGUCAUUUUAGAUCUGUUGUAAAUUAUUUUUAAGUACAUAAUUCACAAACUGAAGUUUUAAGUUACAGUUACAAAUUGUUUGUAACACACUAAACAAACUGCUUUAAACUUACACACACACCACUAGUAUAUAUUUUAAAUGCUGUAGUAAUGAUCUUCUGUAGUGGGCCUGAUGUGUCAUGUCUUCAUUUAUAUAUAAAGUAACCAUGACUUACAGAAAAGAACAGUACAUACACAUCUAAUCCUAGGUUUUUUUCAGUUCCAGACUCUUUUUUAUUGUUAUUUUGGUACAUUUGCAGUAUAUAGGGAUUACAUUAAUUCAUAGGGAGUUACUACACGUAUAUAACACAUCUAAUUCUCUUUAUGUCACCUUCCCCUCCAGAUUCAUUGCUUCUUCAAGUGAAUGGGCAGUUAGUUACUAUCUGUGUGCUAGUUAAUAAACUAUUGUAUAGCACUAAUGUACACAAAGACUGAAAAGCUCAGUGUAUUUAGUGUAGGUAAAAUGUGUAAUUUCUACACUAAGGUAUUUUUUCUUUGCACCCAGAAAACAUCUUAUUAGAUUUAUUUUGCAUGCAAUCAUUAUCCCUGAUUAUAUGACUCAUUUUCAAUGUUUAAUUCCAUAGCCAACCUAUUAAGCUAGAAGUUAGGGCACUGUAACUAUAGAUUGGAAGACUAUAAUACUGAACUGAAUAUAGGUGUUUUCAAAUUGAUCUGAUUUCUACACAUGAAAGUUAACUAUAAUUAAUUGUUCAAUAAAAGCUUGAUUAAUUCUA